CCGGGGACUCGUCCAGCCUUGCCCCAAGCAAAGUCCGGUCCGGCAUCCAGCAGUGGCAAGCAGUGCUCCAGCCCCGCUCCCGGCAGCCGAGCAGCCCUGGCCAUGGCAGGACGCAGGGCACUGAUCGUGCUGGCGCACCUGGAGAAGACGUCCUUCAACCACGCCAUGGCGGAGGCGGCUGCCAGCAUGCUGCGGGACAAGGGCUGGGACGUCACCAUCUCCGACCUCUACGCCAUGGGGUUCAACCCUGUGCUCUCGCGUCGCGACAUCACCGGUCGACCGCAGCCAUCGCCAUCUAUCUUGGGGGCUGGGGGAGGCGGCAGUGCUAGCUGCCAGCCUCAGCGCCGCCUGCUCUCCCAGUUCCCAUUGCAGUGGUUAGGGAUGCCGGCCAUCCUCAAGGGCUGGUUCGACCGCGUCAUCAUCCAAGGCUUCGCCUACUCCAUGGCCACCAUCUACGAGCAGGGGCGCUUCCAGAAGAAGAAGGCCGUGCUGUCGUUCACCACCAGCGGGUUGGAGUCCAUGUACACCCCCAGGGGCAUCAACGGUGACAUGAACGUAUUCCUCUGGCCCAUGCAGCGGGGCAUGCUGCAGUUCUGCGGCUUCUAGGUGCUGGCACCUCAGAUCUGCUACAGCGUGCGGUACGUGACCCCCGAGGCACGGGCGCAGAUGCUGAGCGCCUGGCGGAGGCGCCUGGCUGCCAUCUGGGAGGAGAAGCCCCUCGGCUUCAUCCCCAACAGCUGCUUCGAGCUGAGCAUGGCGGGCGGCUUCGUGCUGAAGCAGGAGGUGCUGGCGCAGCAGGAGGGGCAGCCGCGGGGGCUGAUGGUGGGGCAGCACCUGGGCAAGGCCUUUCCCCCCGACGAGCAGCUCAAGGCCCCAGAGUAGGUGCCAGAGGCCUCGGGGUACUGCUGGGCCCAUCGCUGCCGUGCGCCCAGCCCUGCGUGGCGAGGACGAGGCCUGGCCCCACAUCCACUGCACUGCCAGGGCCAGGGGGGCAUGAAGAUGGUGCCCCAGCCCUUCAUCUUUCUCUCUCUUUUUCUACUGUCUCUUUCCUGUCAUUUUCCUGCAUGAGUUUACUCAAAAGUGAGGUCUCAGGGUGCUGGGGGCUGCGGCGUGGCCCUUGGUCGACACCAUCCAUGUGAACAUGACCAAUAAACCGCAGUCUGGAAAU
Molecule: messenger RNA, 1168 nt
Organism: Cygnus atratus (black swan)
Lineage: Eukaryota; Metazoa; Chordata; Aves; Anseriformes; Anatidae
Gene: NQO1
Product: NAD(P)H quinone dehydrogenase 1
Cellular component (GO): cytosol
Molecular function (GO): NAD(P)H dehydrogenase (quinone) activity
Source: RefSeq, a predicted model, not a curated record